Messenger RNA from Equus quagga, 1422 nucleotides. RefSeq names its product follistatin (gene FST). Lineage: Eukaryota; Metazoa; Chordata; Mammalia; Perissodactyla; Equidae. The record is from RefSeq and is a predicted model, not a curated record. Gene Ontology annotation, biological process: negative regulation of activin receptor signaling pathway; cell differentiation; multicellular organism development. The coding region runs from base 215 to 1168 and encodes 317 amino acids. Gene Ontology annotation, molecular function: protein binding; activin binding. The transcript is spliced from 6 exons.
CCGCGGAGACCCCCGUCUAGAUUUAAAGCGCGGCUGCGCCCGGCUUCUGACGUCCAUUGAAUCGCGCGGGCGGCCGGCGGCGAGCGCGGGGCUGCGCCGGGAUCGCUGCGCCCUCAGCCGCUCGCCUCUGCGACGCGCGCCGCUCGCCAGAGCCACCCGCCGCCGCGCCCGCUCCCCGCGCCGCCGCGCUCCUCGCCCCGCGCCUGCCCCCAGGAUGGUCCGUCCCAGGCACCAGCCCGGCGGGCUUUGCCUCCUGCUGCUGCUGCUCUGCCAGUUCAUGGAGGACCGCAGCGCCCAGGCUGGGAAUUGCUGGCUCCGCCAAGCGAAGAACGGCCGCUGCCAGGUCCUGUACAAGACAGAACUGAGCAAGGAGGAGUGCUGCAGCACCGGCCGCCUGAGCACCUCGUGGACCGAGGAGGACGUCAAUGAUAACACGCUCUUCAAGUGGAUGAUUUUCAACGGGGGCGCCCCCAACUGCAUCCCCUGUAAAGAAACGUGCGACAACGUGGACUGUGGACCCGGGAAAAAAUGCCGAAUGAACAAGAAGAAUAAGCCCCGCUGCGUCUGUGCCCCAGAUUGUUCCAAUAUCACCUGGAAAGGCCCAGUCUGUGGGCUGGACGGGAAAACCUACCGCAACGAAUGUGCGCUCCUCAAGGCCAGAUGUAAAGAGCAGCCAGAACUGGAGGUCCAGUACCAGGGCAAAUGUAAAAAGACCUGCCGGGAUGUUAACUGUCCAGGCAGCUCCACGUGCGUGGUGGACCAGACAAAUAAUGCCUACUGUGUGACAUGUAACCGGAUUUGCCCAGAGCCCACCUCCUCUGAACAGUAUCUCUGUGGGAAUGAUGGAGUGACCUACUCCAGUGCCUGUCACCUGAGAAAGGCUACCUGCCUGCUGGGCAGAUCGAUUGGAUUAGCCUAUGAGGGAAAGUGUAUCAAAGCAAAGUCCUGUGAAGAUAUCCAGUGCACUGGUGGAAAAAAAUGUUUAUGGGAUUUCAAGGUUGGCAGAGGCCGGUGUUCCCUCUGUGAUGAGCUGUGCCCUGACAGUAAGUCUGAGGAGCCUGUCUGUGCCAGUGACAAUGCCACUUACGCCAGCGAGUGUGCCAUGAAGGAAGCUGCCUGCUCCUCAGGUGUGCUGCUGGAAGUAAAGCAUUCCGGAUCUUGCAACUGAAUCUGCCCGUAAAACCUGAGCCAUUGAUUCUUCAGAACUUUCUGCAGUUUUUGACUUCAUAGAUUAUGUUUUUUUAAAAAAAUUUUUUUAAACUUAUCGCAUAACAGCAGAUGCCCAAAAAAGAGCAUCUCACUGCAAGUCACAUAAAAAUGCAACGCUGUAAUAUGGCUGUAUCAGAGGGCUUUGAAAACAUACACUGAGCUGCUUCUGCGCUGUUGUGGUCCAUAUUUAAACAACAGCUCCCCUGUAUUCCC